AUGCCCGUCUCCUCACCUUACCCCUCGGUCGACAUUCCCAAUGUUGACCUCUGGACGUUCUUGUUCGAACGGAAGGAUAAGCCUUUUCCUGACGACAACAUCAUCUACCGAGAUGCGGACACCCAGCGGCACUACACUUACAAAGCCCUGAAGGAGACCGCCCUGGAGUUUGGAAAGGGCUUGAAGGCCACAUAUGACUGGCGCAAGGGCGAUGUACUUGCUUUGUACACCCCCAACAGCAUCGACACGCCUGUCGUUAUGUGGGGAACGCACUGGGCUGGAGGCGUGAUCUCCCCCGCCAACCCGGCCUAUACCGUGGAGGAGCUGGCCUUCCAGCUGAAGAACUCCGGCGCGAGGGCGCUGGUGACGCAGAUAGCCCAUCUGCCCGCCGCGACGGCCGCCGCCAAGCAGGUGGGCAUCCCCGAAUCGCACAUCAUCCUGAUCGGCGAUGAGCGCGAUCCCCAGGGCAAGAUCAAGCACUUCACCUCCGUUCGCAACAUCUCGCGGGCCACCCGCUACCGCAAGACUAAGAUCGACCCCGCCAAGGAUCUUUCCUUCCUGGUCUAUUCCUCCGGCACUACUGGCGUGCCCAAGGGCGUCAUGCUGUCGCAUCGGAACAUCAUCGCAAACUCGCUCCAGCUGGCCGCGGGCGAAUCGGGCCACCUGACGUGGAAUGGUGGACCCGAUGGGAAGGGAGACCGCGUGCUGGCUUUCCUGCCUUUCUUCCAUAUCUAUGGUCUGACCUGUCUGGUCCACCAGACCCUGUACCAGGGAUACCAGCUGGUCGUGAUGCAGAAGUUCGAUCUCGAGAAGUGGUGUGAGCACGUCCAGAACUAUAAGAUCACCUUCAGCUAUGUCGUGCCUCCGGUCGUGCUACUGCUGAGCAAGCACCCUGUGGUCGACAAGUAUGAUCUGUCCAGUCUGCGCAUGAUGAACUCGGGCGCCGCUCCCCUCACCCAGGAGCUCGUCGAGGCCGUGUAUGCCCGCAUCAAGGUCGGUAUCAAGCAGGGCUACGGGCUGAGCGAAACGAGCCCGACCACCCACACCCAGCCCUGGGAGGAAUGGCGCACCAGCAUCGGCUCCGUGGGCAAGCUGCUCCCCAACCUAGAGGCCAAGUAUAUGACCAUGCCCGAAGACGGGUCCGAGCCGCGCGAGGUGCCAGCUGGCGAAGUCGGCGAGCUGUACAUGCGCGGGCCCAACAUCUUCCUGGGGUACCACAACAACCCCGCUGCCACGGCCGACUGCCUCUCGGCGGACGGAUGGUUCCGCACCGGUGACGUGGGCUACCAGGACAAGCACAACAACUUCUACAUCACCGACCGCGUUAAGGAGCUCAUCAAGUACAAGGGGUUCCAGGUGGCGCCCGCAGAACUGGAGGGCAUCCUGGUCGACAACGAGGCCAUCGACGACGUCGCCGUUAUCGGUGUCGAGUCUCGAGCUCACGGCACGGAGGUGCCCCUCGCAUAUGUCGUCCGCAGCGCCAAGAGCAAGGCGUCGGGCGUCAGCGCGGAACAGGAGGCUGCCAACAUCAUCCAGUGGCUGGACGGCAAGGUCGCGUACCACAAGAAGCUGCGCGGCGGCGUGCGGUUUGUCGACGCCAUCCCCAAGAGCGCCAGCGGCAAGAUCCUGCGGCGGCUGCUGAAGAAGCAGGCCAAGGAGGAGGAGGAGGCGGCGGCGGCGGCAGCGCCCAAGGCCAAGCUGUAA
Aspergillus terreus NIH2624 is the source of this 1704-nucleotide messenger RNA. RefSeq names its product acyl--CoA ligase. Gene Ontology annotation, biological process: secondary metabolic process. NCBI's taxonomy places the organism in Eukaryota, Fungi, Ascomycota, Eurotiomycetes, Eurotiales, Aspergillaceae. Gene Ontology annotation, molecular function: CoA-ligase activity. Bases 1 to 1704 code for a protein of 567 amino acids. The record is from RefSeq and is a predicted model, not a curated record. The transcript has 2 exons.